This is a messenger RNA of Grus americana (Whooping crane), 2565 nucleotides long. RefSeq names its product glycerol-3-phosphate acyltransferase 3. NCBI's taxonomy places the organism in Eukaryota, Metazoa, Chordata, Aves, Gruiformes, Gruidae. The transcript is spliced from 12 exons. Gene Ontology annotation, molecular function: glycerol-3-phosphate O-acyltransferase activity. The record is from RefSeq and is a predicted model, not a curated record. Gene Ontology annotation, biological process: triglyceride biosynthetic process. The coding region runs from base 186 to 1526 and encodes 446 amino acids. Gene Ontology annotation, cellular component: endoplasmic reticulum.
UUCAGCUCAUGCCGGGGCUGGGCGGCGCUGCCACCCCCCUCGCUGCCCUUGCCCGGCCCCGGGCGGGCGGAGCGGGGCGGGUCGGGGGCGGCCCGGGGGCGGCCGCGGGGCUUUAGGGCGGCGGGUGGCAGCGCCCGCCUUCUCAGUGGCGGCGGCGUCGGUCGCGUCGUCGGGCGCUGCCCGCGAUGGAGGACCUGGGGUUGGCGGCGGCGCGGGUGGGCGCGGUGUGGCUGGCGCUGGUGUUCGCCUUCAUCGUGCUACCCUCGGCGCUGGGCGUUUCGCUGGGCAUCUCUGAGGCCUACAUGCGGGUCCUGGUGAAGACGCUGGAGUGGGCCACUAUACGGAUAGAAAAAGGUGUCAAAAAGCCACAGCCACAGAUGCUAAAGACUCCUGCUGCUAAUGGUAUCAUUGAAAGAGAUGAAACGCCUAUGGAGAAAGAAAUCGCACGUCUGCAUCGAGUGGACUUUGAAUUCUCUGACAUAUUCUACUUCUGCAGAAAAGGGUUUGAGGCCAUUGUGGAAGAUGAAGUCACCCAAAGGUUUUCCUCUGAAGAGCUGGUCUCCUGGAAUCUCCUCACAAGGACUAAUGUUAACUUCCACUACAUCAGCCUGAGGCUGACUGUUGUGUGGGUCAUUGGGGUUAUAGUGCGUUACUGUUUGCUGCUGCCCCUACGCUUUACCCUUGCUGCCAUUGGGAUCACCUCAAUGAUUGUGGGGACAACAAUAGUAGGACAGCUGCCAAACAGCAGUGUGAAAAACUAUCUGAGUGAAGUGGUCCACCUCACGUGCUCCCGCAUCCUUGUCAGAGCUCUGUCCGGUACUAUCCAUUACCAUAACAAGGAAAACAAGCCUCAGAAAGGAGGAAUUUGUGUUGCCAACCAUACAUCACCAAUAGAUGCGAUCAUUUUGACAAAUGAUGGAUGCUAUGCAAUGGUUGGCCAGGUUCAUGGUGGGCUAAUGGGAGUUAUUCAGAGAGCCACAGUCAAGGCCUGCCCUCACGUCUGGUUUGAACGCUCAGAAAUGAAAGACCGCCAUCUAGUGACAAAAAGACUCAGGGAACAUGUGGCAGAUAAAAGCAAGCUCCCGAUCUUAAUUUUUCCAGAAGGCACCUGCAUAAACAAUACAUCUGUGAUGAUGUUCAAGAAGGGGAGCUUUGAAAUAGGAGGGACAAUCUAUCCUGUUGCAAUCAAAUAUGAUCCUCAGUUUGGAGAUGCGUUCUGGAACAGCAGCAAAUAUAACAUCGUGAGCUAUCUGCUGCGAAUAAUGACCAGCUGGGCCAUUGUUUGCAAUGUGUGGUAUAUGCCACCGAUGGUUAGAAAGGAAGGCGAAGAUGCUGUUCAGUUUGCAAACAGAGUGAAGUCAGCCAUUGCUCGCCAAGGAGGACUGACUGAACUUCCCUGGGAUGGAGGUCUGAAACGUGCAAAAGUCAAAGAUACUUUCAAAGAAGAACAGCAGAAAAACUACAGCAAGAUGCUAGUGAGAAAUGGAUCAAUAGGAAGUCAGCCUACAGGAACAGAGUCAGACUGAAUGGUGGUUCUUGAAAACUAAUUUUGCACAACCAGCCUUAGCAGGAAUAAUGUUUUUUUAAUUUUUAAAAAAGAAACAAACCAAAAAAAACCCUACACCACAAACUGGAGCAACAAAAUCCCUCAUCAUGUGUAUGCGUAUUCUCUGUAUGGCUGGUGCAGAGCCUGCUAAAAGCAGUGUCUCUACCUCUCUCCCUCCCUUUUCACUCUUCUCACUCCCCUGUCCCUCCCCAUCUUCAUGUGAUAAUGCACUGCAGCUCCUGGUAUUCUCGAGCUGAAUGUGUGGAGAGUUAAGAGACAAAAGGAAAAGAGCACCACAGUUUUUCUGAGUUUGUAAGGAUGAAGUGAAGUACACUGAACAGAUGCUGUCAGGACACUGGUUGUGAAGAUACCUCUUGUUCAUGGUACUUUGAAGCUUUAAACAUAAUAAUCUUGUCUUUUUUUCCUGUUGCUCACAGACUUUUAGUUGUAGUUGACUUAAAUAACUUGUUUUAGGAUGUUGUCAGAACUGUAAGAUUGACUCUCUUGCUUAGCUUGCACCUGGAUGUGCAAGGGGGGAAGGGUCUGCAGCUCUGAAAGGAUGGGAAGGGAGCUGCCUUGCCAAAAGCGCAGCUCACAGACCAUGAGGAAUUUGGUGGCCUUAUAACCUGGUAUUACCUUUAUUGAGAACUGCUACCUGAGGGAAGAUAAGGAGCAAAUCCUCAAUCUCCCUGUCCAGUGCUACUGUCAAAAUUGCUUUCCUGAGAUCUGGAGCUGUAAAGGUAAGAUAUAGUAAGCAACUGGAUAACAUAGGCUAUGACAGAUGAAUUUCUAUGAAGUGGGUUUUCAAGACUACCCUUCUGCAAAAAUUUCUGCUAAUGGCUUAAAGAUCUCAAGAGCCACUCCAGAAACACAUUUUGUGUUGAUCUGGGCUAGCAAUAGCUAUCACAACUGUACACAUAGGAUCCAUAAGUCAUCUAUGAUACAAGAUGUGGCAUGUUCAAAUCUGCAACAUAUUGCUGUCUGAAUGUAAAGAGAAAUAAAUUCUAUAUUUCUAAUGG